Pezoporus occidentalis (night parrot) is the source of this 3154-nucleotide messenger RNA. RefSeq names its product neuropeptide Y receptor Y1 (gene NPY1R). Bases 580 to 1377 code for a protein of 265 amino acids. Gene Ontology annotation, molecular function: neuropeptide binding; neuropeptide Y receptor activity. Gene Ontology annotation, cellular component: plasma membrane; neuron projection. Lineage: Eukaryota; Metazoa; Chordata; Aves; Psittaciformes; Psittacidae. Gene Ontology annotation, biological process: G protein-coupled receptor signaling pathway. The record is from RefSeq and is a predicted model, not a curated record. The transcript is spliced from 5 exons.
GAAACUCUCCCUUCCCAACCUCUUCCCUGUGCUCUUCCCCCUCCUCUUUUGUUUCAAUAUUUAAUUGCAUUUAUUUCGGAAUUACUAGGCAACCCACCCCCAGAUGUGGAAUUUAAAGGUGAUGUGCUUGCAGUGAGAUUUUCAGGAUCUGCUCAGCAGAGCACCAUCAUGUGAUACUGGGAUAAGGUGGAGUUCGGCUUUAAGGGGGAGUCUCCAGCCUUCCUCACCAAUCUUUAGGAUCUCAGCUGGAGGAAUAUCAGAGGAUCUUUCCCUGCUCCUACUCCAUCCAGCCUCCUGAGCCAGCCCCAUAGCAGACCAAAGGCAGACAGAGCAGUUGCAAGUGCUGCUAGCUGAGAUUAAGGUGUUCAGAGUUCCUGAUUUGCCGCUGACUCAGUGCCAGUGUUGCUGUGGGCACUCAGCCGCUCAACAUCAAGUGAACAUUAUUAGGUGGUGCGAGGGGGAUGCGGCACCGAGGAGCGGGCUCGGCAGAGGGUCCCCUGACGGGCACGGUUUGAACGCCGGGAGCGCUUUGGAUGCCGGCGGCGGCGGCUGUGAAGGUCGUGGAGAGUUGGAAACGACAUGAAUUCUUCGGUUCUCACCCCGCUGGGAAAUAUGACCGGUCUUCUGAAUUUUUCAGAGAAGAACUCACAGUUCUUGCAGUUUGAGGAUGAAGAUUGCCAUGUGCCUUUGGCCAUGGUCUUUACUUUGGCCUUGGCUUACGGCACUGUGAUAAUUCUGGGAGUUUCUGGGAAUCUGGCCUUGAUUGUCAUUAUUUUAAAACAGAAGGAGAUGCGCAAUGUUACCAAUAUCCUCAUAGUCAACCUGUCCUUUUCUGAUCUUUUAGUGACCAUCAUGUGUCUUCCCUUUACCUUUGUGUAUACUUUAAUGGACCACUGGAUUUUUGGGGAGGCCAUGUGCAAAUUGAAUCCUUUUGUGCAAUGUGCCUCAAUUACAGUCUCAGUCUUUUCUUUAGUCCUCAUUGCUAUUGAACGCCACCAGCUGAUCAUUAAUCCUCGUGGCUGGAGGCCAAACAAUAGACAUGCGUACAUGGGGAUUGCUGCCAUAUGGAUUUUAGCCACAGCUUCGUCUUUGCCUUUCCUGAUCUACCAUGUGUUAACAGAUGAACCCUUCAGAAACCUAACAUUUGAUGAAUAUAAGGACAAAUAUGUGUGCUUGGACCUGUUCCCUUUGGACACUGCUAGGCUCUCUUAUACCACAACGCUUUUAGUGAUUCAAUACUUCGGACCGCUUUGUUUUAUAUUUAUUUGCUACUUGAAGAUAUACAUACGGCUGAAAAAAAGGAACAACAUGAUGGACAAGAUAAGAGACAAAGUGCUUUUCAGGAGUGUCCGUCUAAGACCAUUAGAAGCAAUAUGAACCCCAGGAAAGCUGUCACUACAGAGGACACACAUCCCAGCAUAAAAUUAGGACAUUCUGAUUUGAAGAGUUUUUUUUUUUUUUAAUCCAGUUUUUGGUUGAUGUAAAAAUCCUGUAAAAUCAGCCUAGGCAUGCAGAAAAAUGAUUCUGUGAAACCUGUAGAAUAUGUUAAAUGGGGACAUGCAGUUGUCUCAUUCAUAGAGUCAAUUCAGGCUGUAAUCACUUAGGUUCAAAGACAGGAUUGAGAGAGAGAUUUUGUUCUCAGUUAAGAGAAUAAAACCCUACAGUAAUUCCACAGAGAAGGAGAUAACUCUGAUGUUUCACAGCAGCCAAUGAAAGCACAAACAGACCUUCAGUCCCAACUGAUUGCAGAUUGCAAUAUUACAGGCUUUUUAAUUUAAAAAAAACAAACCCCAUUUUCAUCUGCUGUCACUGACAGGAAUUAGCGUGGCUGGGAUUAUUUGUAUUCUCUGUCCCAAUCCUAUGAACCAUGUAAAUUUGCCUUGAGAUGUGUGUCCAGAAUCUAAAGGGAGAUGGGACUACUCACUGUCUGGACAAGGUGCAAUUCCAUCCUCACAGGUGGCAGUGAAAAUCAGGUAUGGUAUUAAAAAAAUUAAGCUUUAGCUAUCUGAGGCUUUUCACAAUAAUUAGUGCUGAUCUAUAUAAAUUAUGUAUAGGCUUAUAAUAUUGUGUGUUCAGAUGCAAUGGUAUAAACCUGGAUUAUCUCCAAGACAAUGAAUGGUUUAAUCAAGAUCUGCAGAAUUUAAAAGGAGGAUAUGAAUAUAGUUUGGGUGUAAUAGGCAUGUUUAGCUUCCAAACUCACAGUGGUUACAGUUGGUUGAAGUGCAGAAAUAUUUGACAAAUACACAAAAUAGAGCUCUGUUAUUGCUUAAAGUAUAUGUACUUUAAUUACACGAAAUAUACACAAGUAGAUCCCCACCUGAGGGAAACCCACAUAACUUGAUUGCUGUAAGUGAAACUACAAUAUCCACCAGCUGAGUUUCUGUGUCAUACAGUGUACUUUGCUGUAUAAUCAAUGCCUUUUUGAAUAAUCAGCUUUUUAAAAUACAACGUAGACCUUACUGUCUUUUCGCAAGGUCACUUUAAACCAUUCUGGCAGAGAAGAAGGUCUUUGAAAUGUCUAUAAAUGUAAAUGUAGCACAAAUGGCAAUCUGAUCUGAUGUCUCUCUGAACAAAAACCAUCUCAGGAUGUGACGGUAAAUUUAAUAUGUUCUAAAUUUGACAAGGAUAAAUGCCUAAGAAAUGAAAAUUAUUUGGUUUGCCAGUAUUUAAAAGUCAAAAACUGUGCCUUGUGCUGUCCUAUAAAUAGUGUAGAAUAUUGAAGUAGCAAUGUGUUCUUGUGCAUUAUAAUUCCAUGUAUUUCUCUACUGGCAGGUAAUAUAAUUAAAAAGGAGGUUUCUGUGGUUGAGGACAGGGAAUGUAGAAAAUGAAUUAUAAGACAGAACUUUCUUUUAGAGCUUUGCAAUUUUGUAUUUUAUGAGAUUUCCCUUUUCUUUGUGGCUCCCUAUGGAACAUGUUGCUAAUAAUUUGACCAUGGUCUGAAAUUAUUUCCUUAUUACUUUACAGUAAUUUUCACAGGCUAAGGGGGGUGCAUUUUCACAAAGAGAUACAAUGUAGAAAACCAACCAGGCUUUUCUAUUAAGAAUUUCACAGAUGGCUUUUCCCAUUAGGAGUAAAAAAAACCCAAUUACAGUGAAUUUUAUGUUUUGGUGUUUUUUUUCCCCACUUUUUUUUGGGAAAAAAAAACACAAACCCA